Molecule: messenger RNA, 11430 nt
Organism: Porites evermanni
Lineage: Eukaryota; Metazoa; Cnidaria; Anthozoa; Scleractinia; Poritidae
Source: the annotation of a GenBank genome assembly
AUGGCGACCUACGGAGGUGACAUCCCUUCAACAAACGAUCCCAGCUCGGCCUCUGGAGCAUCUAAUGGCGAUCAAUCAAGUGCGAACGCCAACUUUGAAUGCAAUAUUUGUUUAGAUACUGCCAAAGAUGCGGUUAUCAGUUUUUGUGGGCACUUAUUUUGGUGAGAACUUUAAGUCUUCGUUUAGCUUGUACAGCUUUCCGAUGAAACAUGAAUUUAUGGAACUCUCACUCAAGCGAUUCUAUAGUAAAAUACUUUAUUUCUUUCCUUUUCAGCUGGCCAUGUCUUCAUAAGGUUAGUUAGCUUACCUUAUGCUUUAUGUAACUCUUUUUUGAGCUGAAAACUUCACAGAGCAUUUAUGUAACUCAUAUUAGACUUAAUUUUUUAAUACAGAUCUCUAAUUUCAUUUCCAUGUAUUAACGCACGCAACCUAUAGUUCUGCAUAGUCGAUCUUCAAAAUUGUGGCAGCUAGGUCAGGUUUUAAGCUCUUUUCUUAUUUUAUAAACUGAGAUACAUGGGAUUAACAUAAAUUCCCUUGGGUGACAAAUUAUAAUAGUUUUUCACUCUCUAAUUUUCUUGUAUACACUUCGUCAAGUUCGUACAUGUUAAUCAAUGUGGUUGCUAGGAUGGAGGGUUCUUAGGCUAAUUAAAUAUGAUGCUCAAUGUUGAAGUCACGGAUGAGGCCAAAAUGAGAAACCAAAAAAAUCCUGUGUAACUAAAAGGAGACCCCCAAGUGUAUGUUGCGGUUAAUUUUUUAUUUCAGUUAAUUUUUGUUUUUCCUUUGUUUCAAAUUCAUUAGCAGACAUUAAGAUACCCAAAGACAAUGGAAAAAUAAAAACUAACUGAGAUAAAAAAAAUUAACUACACCAUAUACACUGUAAUUACCCCCAUAAGGGUCUACUUCCUCUUUUGUACUGCAGGUCUACCCUGUGAGCAGAGGCUAUAUUUUCACUGUGUGAGCUGACGUGCAAAAAGUAGCCUCUGCGGACAACGGUUCAAUUUUCUGUCAUGCAUGCAUGAAACUUCAUCUCGUGAGAAAAUUAAUCUUCAGGUCUGUCAUCAAAUGGCGCGAGUUUCAUGGGGAUAAAAAAAUUGCGACAACUCUGACCUGCCACACAAGACUCACGCAAGGCUCUAAAGCGGUCAAGAGCAGGAAAUAACCUGUUUUUUAAUUUAUUUGUCCAGAUUUCUGGAAGGAUUUGAACAGUUGUCGGCACAGGCUGCUUUUUGCAUGACAGCUCACACAGCUAAGGGAGCAUUCAUAAUUUAUCUAGAGGGUGGGCUAUGAUGAUUUCCUUAUUUUUUCCUUUCAUUUUUUUGAAGCCCCCCCUGAUCAUCUCAGGGGGUUUUUUCUGACCCCCCUCAAGAGAUGUUGAUUUAUCAAAGGAAAAUAUCAUAGCCCCCCCUCCUUCCCCCAGCACAUAAGUACAACAGGUCAAACUCACCCUUUAAUAGCCAUAUCAAAGUAUUAUGACAGGUAUAUUGAGCUUUAUUAGUACCGUAUUUAUUCGAUUAACCGCCCUGGGCGCUUAUUAAAUUUUUGGACCUUGAGAGUGGGCGCUUAUUCGAGGUGGGCGCUUAUUCGAGGCUGGGCGCGUAUUAAAUUUUCACCAUUCUCAGCAAGUGUAGUAGUAUAUUUUGCAACAAAACAGUAGAUGCUAAUAACAAAAAGCGAAGAUGUAACAAAGCAAGGUUUCUGUACAAUACUACCCUGAAGAAAACUCCGUCUUCGGGAGGGUCUCUUAUUAUAUCUUAUUGGAGUUUUUGUGGGAGGGGGUGGGGUGGGGUGGGCGCCUAUUCGAGGCUGGGCGCUUAUUAAAUUUUUCUGCCUUUAGGAUGGGCGCUUAUUCGAGGUGGGCGCUAAUUCGAGGUUGGGCGCUUAUUCGAAUAAAUACGGUAAUUAACAUAGUAAAUCAGUAACAACUUGCACUAAUGAAAUGGUNGCGAAAUUUUGCUUUUUUUCCGCGAAAUAUCAGAAGCCCUGUCAAAUUUCUCCUUGUAAUAUCAAUGCCUUGUAAAACAGAGUGGUCAUGAGAAUUAUGGACAUGAUCACACAAGAUGAAUUUGUUUGAUAUUUUAUCAACUUCUCCCAUUACUUCUAUAGGAAAUGAAUAGAGGAAACAAAUGAGAAUUCAAAUUUUGAUCAAAGGGUUAAGGGCCGUAACCUUUAACACCUCUGAGCUCACUUGAUGUUACAGGUGAUCAUAGUGGCAAGCUAAAGGUGGCACUAUAAAGUUUUGUGAGAUGUUACUGGUGAAUUUUCAUUUGCUACAACAUCUUGGAAACUUAAUGACAGGCCUGCAUGUACAUCUACUUUUUGUUACUCAGCAUGGAGAAAAAAUGAGAUCAACACAUUCUCAAAAUGAAGCAUGAGUCAGGCAAUUACUUGUGUAUCCACUAAAAUUUGAUUUUUUGUCACCAUUUUAGUGGUUAGAAACUCGACCCAACAAAUCCGUGUGUCCAGUUUGCAAGGCGGGUAUCAGUAAAGAUAAAGUAAUUCCACUUUACGGAAGAGGCAGUACCAAUCAAGAGGAUCCAAGGUAAUGAUACUGCCUGUACUAUAGACACAUCAGGGUCACUGACUUUCCAGGGAGUUGGACAUUGGGAUUUACGGUACUGCAGUUUUGACCCUUUUUUCAAGCAGUAUUUCAGUAAUUUAAAUGUUUAUGUGCUGUAUUACACUAUCGUCUAGCCCUGGGGUAUGCGGUUUUUCAUCCUUCUGGCUGAUGGGGUUCAGUAAAAGGACUAAAGAUCCUUUGGGGUAUUGCGGUACCAUUCAUCUAUGCUCUCCUAUCUAAUACAGGUCAAAACAAUAUGCAACACAAAACAAAGGUAGCUGUACAGGUCAAUAAAAGUUGAUGUACUUUUAAGUUUUUAGACGUAAAUGGUGAAUGAUCACACAAUUUUGACAGUUAAUCUACAAUGGGAUUGUUGUUGCAUCCAAUGACCCGGCUUCUUUAUCUGUGUACUGAUAAAUUCAAGGUAUUUUCACGUUUUGUCGCAGUGGCUGAGGUUGAUUUCUGGUGCAGUACAUACUUGAGAUAAAUAAACAUGCUAAAUGAAUACAACUUUACAUAAGCGUGACCGACCAUAGAUGCGGUAUCAGUAUUUUCUUGAUUUUCCACACCAUAUUUCAGUAUUUUCCAAGUUUUCUUACAGUAUAGCAGUACUGGGUACCCCGAGUACUGGUCCAUGAAUUCUGUCGCUUAAAAGUAUUGAUUACUUUGGAACAAGUGAAUACUUCGGUGGUAAAAAAACAAAGAAUCUUCAAAACUUCAGCAAAAUGGUGAGGCUAACUGGUCGGUGUUUUAAACUUUCUUUUUUCCAAAUGUGAUGAGGAUGCGGGUUUCUUUUUUUUGGCGAUGGUUGAAAUGACGCGCCAUGCUCAUGGCAUUUUUGCUUUUUGGGAAUGAUGUAACUUCUCUCAAAUCGAAGCCCUUGAUUUUCAUUUAUUUAUACACGCAUAUUCAAUCAAUUCAGAAACAAAUCGUAGAAUACAAUAUAAAAAGUAAAUAUCCUGAAGAAUACUUCUCAAACUCAUUAAUAAUUCAUUAAGAAAAUACAAAGGAAAUUAAUGUUUAAUGAGUGUUUGGAAAUCGGAUGAAACACUGCUUAGUAUGUGCAUCCUUAAUUUCUCCUUCAAAAAUGAUUUUGUUUGAGAAGAAAUAUCAAACAUUCGACACAGUGUUUCAUCACCAGAUGAAACACCUCGAAGUUCGUCAAAAAUACUCCGCUGCAGAUGUAAUUUUCGUUGGAAAUUUUCCACAGCCCCCCCUAAAUCAUAGUAGGGAAAAAGAGUGACCCCCCCUUCAAAAUCAUCAUAGCCCACCCUCUAGGUAAAUUAUGAAUGCUCCCUAAAAUGUAGCCUCUGGUUACAGGGUAUUGGGUAUAACAGUGAAUGAUGAGGAUAAAACUGAACCAUAGUGCAUAGACACUCACACAAGUGUUUCACAUACAAUUUGCAGACUCUUCAGUGUCAGUUAAAAAAUCCUCUUUACAUACUCUCAAUAUGGAUGGAUUGAGGCACUUAUAUUACAUAAAAUUGGGUCAGGGUUGAUUACCAUUAAUUAUCUGAAAUGAAAAUCAACUUGUUCCUACCUUUUUUUGGUCAAGUUCAGAAAGUAUAGGCUGUUGUUUGAGGUGAUGAAAUUUUGGAUGAAUUUAGGUUUCUGGGAAACUGCCCACCCACUCCUUCCUUAAGCUAACCUCAACACUUAUGUCUUAUCUAAAAUGUUAGCUUAGGGGAGGGGUAGGUCGGCAGUUUCCCAGAAACCUAAAUUGAUCCGAAAUUUUCCUCUCAUUUUCUAUCAUUCAUUGUAGUAAGUGCAUGUGCAACAAGGUCAAAAUUAAUGUAAUCGUUGAAUGGUUAAGCAUAUUUUCAACCAGACAGUUUGUGUUGAUAAAAAUAGGAGAGCUUAUUAGCUUCCAUCAUAGUACUAAACAGAGCUGUCAUUAACCCUUUAAGCCCUAAGAGUGAUCAGCAUCAAAUCAGGGCUUCUGAUAUUUCGCGCAGUCGCGGACCAGUGAAAUUCAGGUUUUUCCGCGAAAUCCCGCGAAAUUCUCAAAAAAACGCGAAAUCCGCCAGAAAUAUUUCCAAAUACAUGUCGGCAAAACAUAUUUAAUACUUAUCUUGGCUAUUAGACCUGUUUUAUUCUCCCCAAACGUCCAAAUUUAUCUUGAAACUUUCGUCACUGUAAUGAGUAAACAACGUCCCAAAACUACCUGGCGUUUUUUAGAUGAACGUUGCGAAAAACUGGGCACUUACCAUAAUGUUAAUAGCUUUAGCAUUCGCUCAUUUCUCGAGUGAACUGUUGUUGAAAGAGCAAAUGAUUAUCCCUGUUAAAAAAACGUUAAACAACGCUGGUCAUAUCGACGCAAAAUUGAUCGAUUUUAGCGAAAUUUGCCAAAAAAAAUCCAGCAAAAUCGGCUGUUUUUUACUGAUUGUUUCUUGACUAAAUUCCCCCCCCACAAACUUCCCAUGAAAAUCCAUGAAAUCGGCCGAUUUUUCUAAGAAUUUGCCCCGAAAAUCCUUUGAAAUUUGACUUUUUUCUGCUAAAAUCCUGCAAAAUUGGCUGAUUUUUCUGCGAAUUUUGACUUUUCUCCCACAAAAAUCUCGCAAAAUUGUCCGAUUUUUCCACGAAUUUUGACUUUUUAUUCGCGAAAAUCCCACAAAAUCGGCCGAUUUUUCUGCGAAUUUGCCCCUGAAAAUCCAGCGAAAUUUUGCUUUUUUUCCGCGAAAUAUCAGAAGCCCUGUCAAAUUUCUCCUUGUAAUAUCAAUGCCUUGUAAAACAGAGUGGUCAUGAGAAUUAUGGACAUGAUCACACAAGAUGAAUUUGUUUGAUAUUUUAUCAACUUCUCCCAUUACUUCUAUAGGAAAUGAAUAGAGGAAACAAAUGAGAAUUCAAAUUUUGAUCAAAGGGUUAAGGGCCGUAACCUUUAACACCUCUGAGCUCACUUGAUGUUACAGGUGAUCAUAGUGGCAAGCUAAAGGUGGCACUAUAAAGUUUUGUGAGAUGUUACUGGUGAAUCUUCAUUUGUUACAACAUCUUGGAAACUUAAUGACAGGCCUGCAUGUACAUCUACUUUUUGUUACUCAGCAUGGAGAAAAAAUGAGAUCAACACAUUCUCAAAAUGAAGCAUGAGUCAGGCAAUUACUUGUGUAUCCACUAAAAUUUGAUUUUUUGUCACCAUUUUAGUGGUUAGAAACUCGACCCAACAAAUCCGUGUGUCCAGUUUGCAAGGCGGGUAUCAGUAAAGAUAAAGUAAUUCCACUUUACGGAAGAGGCAGUACCAAUCAAGAGGAUCCAAGGUAAUGAUACUGCCUGUACUAUACUAUAGACACAUCAGGGUCACUGACUUUCCAGGGAGUUGGACAUUGGGAUUUACGGUACUGCAGUUUUGACCCUUUUUUCAAGCAGUAUUUCAGUAAUUUAAAUGUUUAUGUGCUGUAUUACACUAUCGUCUAGCCCUGGGGUAUGCGGUUUUUCAUCCUUCUGGCUGAUGGGGUUCAGUAAAAGGACUAAAGAUCCUUUGGGGUAUUGCGGUACCAUUCAUCUAUGCUCUCCUAUCUAAUACAGGUCAAAACAAUAUGCAACACAAAACAAAGGUAGCUGUACAGGUCAAUAAAAGUUGAUGUACUUUUAAGUUUUUAGACGUAAAUGGUGAAUGAUCACACAAUUUUGACAGUUAAUCUACAAUGGGAUUGUUGUUGCAUCCAAUGACCCGGCUUCUUUAUCUGUGUACUGAUAAAUUCAAGGUAUUUUCACAUUUUGUCGCAGUGGCUGAGGUUGAUUUCUGGUGCAGUACAUACUUGAGAUAAAUAAACAUGCUAAAUGAAUACAACUUUACAUAAGCGUGACCGACCAUAGAUGCGGUAUCAGUAUUUUCUUGAUUUUCCACACCAUAUUUCAGUAUUUUCCAAGUUUUCUUACAGUAUAGCAGUACUGGGUACCCCGAGUACUGGUCCAUGAAUUCUAUCGCUUAAAAGUAUUGAUUACUUUGGAACAAGUGAAUACUUCGGUGGUAAAAAAACAAAGAAUCUUCAAAACUUCAGCAAAAUGGUGAGGCUAACUGGUCGGUGUUUUAAACUUUCUUUUUUCCAAAUGUGAUGAGGAUGCGGGUUUCUUUUUUUUGGCGAUGGUUGAAAUGACGCGCCAUGCUCAUGGCAUUUUUGCUUUUUGGGAAUGAUGUAACUUCUCUCAAAUCGAAGCCCUUGAUUUUCAUUUAUUUAUACACGCAUAUUCAAUCAAUCCAGAAACAAAUCGUAGAAUACAAUAUAAAAAGUAAAUAUCCUGAAGAAUACUUCUCAAACUCAUUAAUAAUUCAUUAAGAAAAUACAAAGGAAAUUAAUGUUUAAUGAGUGUUUGGAAAUCGGAUGAAACACUGCUUAGUAUUUGCAUCCUUAAUUUCUCCUUCAAAAAUGAUUUUGUUUGAGAAGAAAUAUCAAACAUUCGACACAGUGUUUCAUCACCAGAUGAAACACCUCGAAGUUCGUCAAAAAUACUCCGCUGCACGUCGUAUUUUCAACUCUCUUCUCGGUGUUUCAUCUGGUGAUGAAACACUGCAUCUCAUGUUUGAUAUAUUACUUGACUGUUGUUAAAGAAGGAUGUGAAAAACUUUUAGCGAGGGAAUUCUGUUUCAUGUAGAAUUAAUCGCCUCCUAAUAAUAUUGUUAUCUAAUCUCCAAGGCACAACAAGCUUGACUUAACGCUUUUUUAAGAGCAUUCUUGUUAUAUUUUUUUAUUCUACCUUGUUUCUAUCUUUCUGCAUAAUAUUAUUAUUCUUCCUCAGAUGCCCUGAACGUGAAAGUCAUAUGCGUGACUUGAGUGGGUUUUUUAUUAUUAAAAACCCUUACAGCUUAUAUUUUAGGCAAGAGCCUAGCAUUUUGUAAUGGAUGUAAUACAGUUUGUUUUGAUUCUCUCAUGUUUCAACUUCUUUAUUUCAGAGAAAAAAUGCCCCCAAGACCACAAGGAAGAAGACCUGAACCAGAAAAUAAUGGAGUAAGUUUAAGCACUGUUAAUACUACAAUACAAUAGGAAGGUAAUUUACAGGGGUUUCAUUGAGGUCUUUGUGUAACCCUCACAGAACUUUGUUGUAUUCUCACAAAUCUUUGCACAAUCCUCGCAGAUCUUUGCACUAUCCACUUAAAUCUUUGCACAAUCCUCACAAAUCUUUGCACAAUCCUCACAGAUCUUUGCCUAAUCCUUACAAAUUUGUGCACAAUCCUAACAAAUCUUUGCACAGUGCUAAAGAUCUUUGCACAAUCCUCACAAAUCUCUGAACAAUCCUCACAAAUCUUUGCAUAAUCCUAACAGAUCUUUGCUUAAUCCUCACAGAUGUUUCCACAAUCCCCAUAGUACUUUGUCGUAUCCUUACAAAUCUUGGCACAAUUUUCACAGAUCUUUGCACAAUCCUCACAGAUCUUUGCACAAUCCUCACAGUUCUUUGCGCAAUCCUCACAAAUCUUUGCACAAUCCUCACAAAUCUUUGCACAAUCCUCACAGAUCUUUGCACAAUCCACAGAAAUGUUUGCACAAUUCUCACAAAUCUUUACACAUUUGUCACAAAUCUUGGCAAAAUCAUCACAGAUCUUUGCCAAUCCUCAUAGAAUGUUGUCAUGUCCUCACAAAUCUUUGCACAAUCCUCAAAGUUCUUUGCACAGUCCUCCUCCUCCUCACACUUGUUACUAGUUUUUAUUACUUUCAUGAAAUGUAUUAAAAUGACCCCCAGUGUAAUGCUCCCUUAUCUGAAGAUAACCCCACACAACCCAUCAAGAUUUUGAAAAUACCCCCCCCUCCCCCACUGUUAAUAUACGACCAGCAUUGAUAACUAGAUUCUUACAUGCGGGGUUUUUUACUGUACUACAUGAAGGUUUACCUUCUUCAUUUUUUUGUAAUAAUUUCUCCUCCCAUUUACACUUACUGAUGUGAAUCCUUUUUGUUAGGGAUUUCCUGGAUUUGGUGGAUUUGGUGAUGGAUUUCAGCUUUCCUUUGGCAUCGGUGCCUUCCCAUUUGCUUUCUUCUCAACGGUAGGUUACCAGCUACUACAAGGCACAUACAGUGUGUAUUACUGGUUGUUCAAUUGACUGUAUUCCAUAAUAACAAUGAAAGGAAUAAACUCUUAAAAUCACUCAUUUUGCCAUUCAUUGCUUUACAAUAGCUAGAAAUCUGCUUGACAUAAAAUGUCCCAAUGUAUGUGGCCCAAAAAUCUUGGCACAAGAGAUUUGCAACCAGUCUGUGCAAUUCAAAAAAGAGAGAGAAAAUAAUAAGCUCAUUGUCAUAUUAUCAUACAAAUUCUACCUGGCAUGUCUAAUGCGAUUUUCAUUUUUCCUCUUUACAGACAUUUGGUGGACAAGGACAGCAGACAGCAGGUAAAUGUUUUAUUGUCAAACAUUUUCAGAGUUUUUUUGGGGGGAGAACUCAAUCCUCCGCAGAGUCCUCUUUGUGUCUUAGAGAGGUUAGAGAGAGGAAAAAUGAAAGUGGGUGGGGGGAAGUGGAUGGGAAGGGGGAAAGAUCCUGCCUUUUCCCUCUUGCCAUUGCCUACCAUGUGCUUACUGUUUUUAAAUUAUUGCCAUUUUUUAUUGGGAUACCUAGCAUGUGACUGAUCACUCUGUGGAGGUGAGAGGAGAUGGAAUUAUGAUGUUUGUAGGUUAAUUAGGUUAUUAUGGUUGAAACCUCAAUUAUUCAGACUCAGUGGGAGUAGGGUAAAUGUAGCCUGCCACGCAGGUGUUCUUAGGGUUUCGUCACACAUUCCUGCCUCACGAACAUCACUUUUGUGGGACAGGAACGCGUGACAAACCCCUAAGAACGUUUGCGUGAGAGGCUAGGGUAAAUGACGCCUACAUGUAGCCUCAUCCUCUCCUUUGUCAGGGAGAGGGGUGUAGCUACACGCAGGUUAGAGUAAUGCACCUAUCAAUGUUAUGCCAGCAGGGGUGGUGGGGGAGGCAGGGCAUGGGGUGGGGAUUUGAUUGUCUUUGUUGGCCCUGGGGUAGGGCAUUUGACUGAUCUUGUCCUCCCAGGGGAGGGGAUAUUUGAAUCGUUCUUCGCCUGACAUGGAGAUAUUUGACUGCCAACUCGGACGAAAAAGACUGAGACCGAACAUAUGUUUCCCACUUCCACGCUUCACACAUGCGCUGUACAGUCUGGAAUGGAGGCCAACGAGAACAAGCGAAAGCUGGGUGGAUUUCACUGUUUUGUCUUCAAAUUUCGUUUGCUUAGCUUGUUUUUGAUCAAUUGAACCUCUUAAGAAACUGUGGUAUCAAAGUAAACAGAAGUAAAGAGCAACCAAGUCGAUUUAUUGCAAGUACUAUUGAUCAGUGUAUGUCUCAUUCGCUACAAUCACAAUCAAGCUUAUAAAGAUGACUUUCUUUGUACCCUUUACCCAGAACAGUAUAUUUAAACUUACAAAAUGUGGACUUUCUCCUAAAGGUUUCUGUAUUCUACGCAGUGCAACAUGGAUUAUGGUUAAAAUGUAUAAUUAUUGCAGCUGUAACAGGAACAUGUAUCUUUGGUGAUGCAGCAACGUAACAUAAAUAAAGAUUUCAGAGUUUUAUUUGGAGAUAGUUUUAUUGUGCCUUUCUUGGGUCCAGCCUUGGGAUAUUUGACAGCACAAUGUGCUGCCAAGGGUGGGGAAAUUUGGUUGCAUUUUACUGGAAUGAUUUGCUUGUGGGCAGGGAAUUUGACUGCAAAUUUUUGAAAAAUGUCAAAUCCCCACCCCAUGCCCUGNCCCACUUCCACGCUUCACACAUGCGCUGUACAGUCUGGAAUGGAGGCCAACGAGAACAAGCGAAAGCUGGGUGGAUUUCACUGUUUUGUCUUCAAAUUUCGUUUGCUUAGCUUGUUUUUGAUCAAUUGAACCUCUUAAGAAACUGUGGUAUCAAAGUAAACAGAAGUAAAGAGCAACCAAGUCGAUUUAUUGCAAGUACUAUUGAUCAGUGUAUGUCUCAUUCGCUACAAUCACAAUCAAGCUUAUAAAGAUGACUUUCUUUGUACCCUUUACCCAGAACAGUAUAUUUAAACUUACAAAAUGUGGACUUUCUCCUAAAGGUUUCUGUAUUCUACGCAGUGCAACAUGGAUUAUGGUUAAAAUGUAUAAUUAUUGCAGCUGUAACAGGAACAUGUAUCUUUGGUGAUGCAGCAACGUAACAUAAAUAAAGAUUUCAGAGUUUUAUUUGGAGAUAGUUUUAUUGUGCCUUUCUUGGGUCCAGCCUUGGGAUAUUUGACAGCACAAUGUGCUGCCAAGGGUGGGGAAAUUUGGUUGCAUUUUACUGGAAUGAUUUGCUUGUGGGCAGGGAAUUUGACUGCAAAUUUUUGAAAAAUGUCAAAUCCCCACCCCAUGCCCUGCCUCCCCCCCGCCCCCCCUCCGGCUUUACAUUGAUAGGUGCAUAAAUAUUUCAGAUUACUGAGAGUCUGGAUAAACAAAAAUAUGAAUAUUGAUAACAAAAAAUAAAACUCAAUAAAUUAGGAGAGUGUGUGAUAAAGUUAACUUCGCAACAAGACAACUCCGAACUAAUUACAAUUCGGCUGAAAUUCACUUCUUCACUUUUAACACGUGCAAGCACUACUGUCCCUCUUCAAAUUAAAAGCAAUCUGUGUCAAAGGUAUUUUUCAAUGCCUGACUAAAAAAAUAAUAAGAUCCUUGAGUCUUGAUGAUUACUUAAAUUAAAUAUUUAGUUUAAAUAAACGAUUGGAUCAGAGGGAAAGAGUUUGAUUAUCAAGAUGUCCUGUUAAUCGAAGUCCAGAUCAUCAAGGUUUGACUGUAUUUUCUGUUAAUUUUUUUUUAUUUCUUUUUAUAUUAUAUUUAUAAUCUAAUGUUCACUGCUUUCAUCUCUUUUAGCUCCUGCUGGAUCACCGCAAGCAGAAGAUGAACAGUUUCUCUCUAAGCUAUUUCUUUGGGUAGCAUUCUUAUUUAUGUUUUGGCUUCUAAUUGCUUGA